AUGAGCAACGUGCGCAAGCCUUCGCCCACUACCAAGUACGGCACUGUUGGAGACAUCGAGGCCAGCUCCAUACCCGAAGUGAAGGCUGCUGCCAGUAGCGCAUUGGUCGGACCGAUUCCUGCUGGAUCUGUCGUGGCGGCAAACGCCACGAAAGAUGGACGAGAUGGAAAGAAUAUCUGGGACGAGUACUACCCGCUCGUGCAGCCAGCGCACCAGUACCACCACCGCAAUGAUCGGGGUUCGUCCAACUACUUUUUCCACGGCAUGUUCUCGGCCGACGUCAUGUUGGCCUAUCGGGAUGCUGUCAUUGCCUACCUCGUAGCGCUCUACUCGAUGGUGGUGCUCUCGCUCACUGGGCUCGUGUUCUGCAAGCAAUGGGGUAUCUUACAUGACACACCAAUCGUGUUUGGUUUCCGCUUCCUGUGGUUCGUGAGUCCAGUUGUUGCAUCAUUUGCUUUACGAAACAUUGCGAUGCUGAGAUUACAGGCAUGCAAUACACCACCACACUGGAAUAUACCACCGCUGUACCACUUCUUCAAGAGCUCUCAUUCGUCACGAUCCACAUUUCGGCUUGCACUUCUGAGCUACUCGGUUCCAGUUCUGUGUGAACUGGCGGCAUUUUCUCUUAGUGCUGCAACGAGAAUGGUCAACCCAUUCAACCGAACUUUUGUGCGAAAGCUCGAGAUCGUGUUCAGCUUCAACGACGUGGAGGCGCUUGACUCCGGGUUGGUGCUCUAUGUGUUUUACAUGAGUUUUCUCGGUAUAUUCUGGGACCCAAUGCCACCGCAGCGAUACGACAUCGGCCUAGCGAUGGGGUUACAACCUUGCGGUACGAGUUGGUUCUUCUUUGCGAUGAUCCAGGAGAUUGGAUGGAGCGGAUCCUUGUUUCCAGCUCUGGAGAUUGUUUUCAGCCACUCGACAAUCCUUGCUUCGGCAAUCACCGGGUGCAUCUGGGCGCUCUGGCACUGGCCUAUGAUCAUCGCUGACGCGCUGGAGGUAGUACCCAAGGGCUCCGGGUAUUCAGUUGCUGAAACGCGCGAGUUCCACCUUAUCUAUGUGCUGGCAGUAUUUACGCUGCUUUUGGUUGGCUCUCGCAUCAUUAUGUGCUGGAUACAGGGCAAUUCUAGCUACGUCAUUUGGUCAAGCGUUGUUUACCACGCCACCCACAACCUUUUCAUCACGUCAGUAUUUGGACAACUGACUGCUCCACUCUAUGAUAAGGCUCAACUUUUUAUCUUUUUCAGCUCCGAGUCGUCAGUAUGUUUGCUUGUGACUGUGUGGUUUUCCACUUGCAUCCUCUCACAAAUGUUUCAGUGGACAUAUCUCAUGCCAAUGCUACGUCGAGCAAAUUCGAGGGCUACACGCGCGCUUGCAGCAUAG
Messenger RNA from Peronospora matthiolae, 1380 nucleotides. NCBI's taxonomy places the organism in Eukaryota, Oomycota, Peronosporomycetes, Peronosporales, Peronosporaceae. The record is from the annotation of a GenBank genome assembly.